Messenger RNA from Fusarium venenatum, 1194 nucleotides. RefSeq lists its product as uncharacterized. The record is from RefSeq and is a predicted model, not a curated record. Lineage: Eukaryota; Fungi; Ascomycota; Sordariomycetes; Hypocreales; Nectriaceae.
AUGUUCGCGAAGGCUUUCACCAUUGCCACUUUGGCUUCAUACGCCAGUGCUCACAUGCUCAUGGCCAACCCCAAGCCUUACGGAAACCCAGGCAAUGCCCCUCUCGACGCUAAUGGCGCGGACUUCCCAUGCAAGGGCCAAGUCAACGACGGUUCAUCUAGCAAUACCUACAAGGCAGGUAGCACCCAGCAACUUUCCUUCAUCGGGUCGGCCGUUCACGGUGGAGGUUCAUGCCAAGUCUCCCUCACCACCGACAAGAACCCAACCAAGGACUCUGUCUGGAAGGUCAUCCAUUCUAUCGAGGGUGGAUGCCCUGCCAAAAACCAAGCCGGCAACUACCCCGAGAAUGCCUCUGCUGAAAACCCCGACAAGUAUGACUUCAAAAUUCCCGAAGAACUCGCUGCUGGUGACUACGUCCUCGCAUGGACCUGGUUCAACCACGUCGGCAACCGUGAGAUGUACAUGAACUGUGCCGCGGUCAAUAUUGAGGGUCAGGGUGGUUCUGAGGGUUACUUGGAUUCCCUUCCCGACAUGUUUGUUGCCAACAUCGGCAAUGACUGUGAGACACCUGCUGAUACUGAUCUCGCAUUCCCCAACCCUGGUAGCUCUGUCAGCAAACUCAAGUCCCUUCUCACUGACCCCAAGGGACCUGGAUGCCAAAAGCCUGGCUCUGGCUCUGGUGGCGGGAGCCCGGAGCCUUCUACCCCCGCUGCUGCCCCCACCUCUGAUACUGGUGCCCAGCCUACCGAACCUGCUACCACUCCUACUCCUGGUGAUGGCUCCAACGGUGCCCCUGAGAUUCCCGGUGGUGCCUUCAUCACUGUUUCUCAGCCUGCUGCUUCUCAACCUUCUGCUACCCAAGCCCCCGAGGCACCCGUUACUCCCGAGACCCCCGACAACGGCUCUGGCGAGGGUGCUGGCUCCGAUGAAGGUGCUGGGUCUGAUGGAGGCAACGACGGUGGAAACUCCGGCCCCGGAUCUGGUAGUGGUGGCUUUGCUGCUGGAACUGCCUGCACGUCUGAGGGUGAGUGGAACUGCAUUGGAGGUUCCUCUUUCCAGCGCUGUGCAAGUGGUACCUGGACACCUUCGCAGGGACUCUCCUCUGGCGUCACCUGCACCCCUGGACAAGGUACAGAUAUUAGCAUGACUGUCAAGCGAGGCAAGAGGAACAUGCGCCGAGCUCAGCGCUCCUGA